Helobdella robusta is the source of this 1494-nucleotide messenger RNA. RefSeq lists its product as hypothetical. The record is from RefSeq and is a predicted model, not a curated record. The transcript is spliced from 5 exons. NCBI's taxonomy places the organism in Eukaryota, Metazoa, Annelida, Clitellata, Rhynchobdellida, Glossiphoniidae. The coding region runs from base 288 to 1307 and encodes 339 amino acids.
CGUCACUAGUCCACACAGCCAAACUAUUUACGUAUCUAUCAAUCUAUUAAUCAAUGAAUAUAGCUCUGGAUAUUUAUUAAUUUCAGAUUUAUUAGAGUUAUUAAUUCUUUCGCGAAAUUAUUAAUGUUUUAUUAUAAAUACGUUAAUUUUAUUAAUUAAAUAAUAAUAAUAAUAAGUUGUAGAAACGUUGAAUUUUCGAACUUUAGUAAGCUUAAUUUGAUAUUUUGGUUCGUUUGUCAAAGGAGUUUGGUUGAUCUUAAUCAAUCUAAGACCAGAAAACUUAAAAAAUGGACCCGACCACCACAAGAACGAAGAACGCGCAGAAAAAAAGGCGACGUCUCGAGCGAGAGAAAGCGCUCAACAUCGAGCGUCCAAAGCGGUUUUGCAACGCGUUUCUGCAGUUCGCCAAGAUGCGAACCAAGGGUACGACUGGAAGCUUGAUGGUAAAGAUGCCGGAUCUAGCCGAACAGACCACUACCAUCCCUACUAUCAUAAUCAUCCUCACCAUCAUCAUUAUAAUCAUUUCCCUCAUCUUCGCCUUCUUCGUCACCUUAGUGGAAGAACUGCCUCGGACCAUCUGCGCGAGGAGUGCUACAACCGUGCCGCCAGAGAUAAAAAAAUUUAGAAUUGGGCCCCCGUCUUCAUCUCAGCUGAUGGCAGAUUACGAGAUGAGGAAACCAAAGCGUCCUCUGACAGGCUACCAGGUCUUCAUCCAGACGUACGUCAACGCCAACAAGGACAAGAACAGGAGCCAGAAGUCUCUGUUCCGUGAAGGGGCUCGUGGCUGGAAUAAACUGUCAGAAGAGGAGAGAAGGAACUGGGUGAACAAAAGCAAACAGAUGAACGAAGAACAAAACCGAACCAAAAGCGAAUCAGCAAAACCAUGUUGCAGUAGUCAGCAGCCAGUUGCUGGCGCCAAGAAGAGGAAACGCAGUUUGACAGCAGCUUCCGCCAGGUCAGGCCAGAAGAAUAAAAUCACCGCAUCAAAAAAAUCCGCUAGCCAAAAAAGUCAAAAAAAGUCAGCCAGUCAAAGAAAGUCGACCACGCUGAAAAAAGUGGCAAGUCUGGACAAGUCAGUGACUGCGAAGAAAUCUACCAGCCACAAAAAAUCAACCUCCCAAAAGAAAUCACCUGGACAGAAAAGGUCCGCUACUUCGAAAAAGUCAACUAGCCAAAAAAAAUCAGUCACUUCAAAAAAACUGCCCAGCCAUAAAAAAGCAGGUUCCCACAAAAAGAAGGUAGAGACUCUGAAAAAGAAAAUGGCGACUGGUAAAAUCGCGAAGCCCGCUGCAGCCAAGAAAAAAUGACUCAGAAAGUGAUGUUGCUGAUGUGCAGGUAAUGUGAAAAAGCAGAGUUGAGUGAAAUGAGAUGACAUUUAAAGAUUUUAUUUUUGUAUAUACGAACAUCUUUUAUUUUUAAAAUUCUGAAAUAUCAAAAAUAUUAUAACGCGCUGACAUAUAUAAUGAAAUUUAUAUAUAGGAAAAAAUACAUUCC